AUGGAGAUGUUUUGGACCAUCCGCCCGCCUGGAGCGCAACCCAUCUCCAAUCCCACCACACAAACCCUCGAACCAGACGUCCCCCCACCACCUCCUGGAAGCCCGCACUCGCGUCAUUCAGCCCCAGCAAUCCUGACAUCCCCACCCCACAACAUCCCACCCCACAUAUACACCAACAAGCUCCCCAGCACGCCCUCCCCCACGAGAAGAAAACCAGCCAUAACCCUCCUCCCCGUCCUCCCCGCAACACCCUACACCGACGCCGCCACCCCCCGCGCCGAAAAAUCCCUCGCUUACAUCACAGCCCAGCGCAAACUGCUGACCUGGUUCGACCUAAGCGCCGCAGACCAACUCCCACAUAUCAUCGCGCGCCGCCUGACUGCUGCGCUGGGGACCCCGUCGCCCACCGCAAAACAGGCGCUGCGCUUCUGCUACUAUAUGCGCUCGCAGGGCUUCGACACGUAUGCGCGGAUCAAGAGCGGGCGGAUGAGUCUUUUCCUCGCGGAUGCGGAGACUUGGGAGCGCAGUGAGGAUCGGGUGUAUUGGACGCAGUUUGUUGGGACGGAUGUGGUCGAGGAUAUUCCGAUGGUUGAUGCGGCGAUGAGGAGGGAUCCGAUGGCGAGGACGAGGGCGGUGGCUGAGUUUGGGCUUGUGGGGGUUGGGGAUGGGCCGGGGGAGACGGCGCUUGACGAUGUGAAUUCGGAGUGGGAUGAGGAUGAGGAUGAGGACGAGGACGAGGACGAGGACGAGGACGAGGACGAGGAGGCAGCGCUGGACCGGGAUGCGGCGGCGGCGGCGGUGCUGGCGAUGAAUAUCGUGUCCAAUGGGCCGAUGAGCAGGGACGCGAUGGCGAGGCAUAUGGCGGCUGCGAUGGAGAGGGAUAUGGCGUCGAAUGCGGCGAUGCAUAGGCAAGCCAUGGCGGGGAUAAGGGAGGCGAGGAGGAGAAGGAGGAGGAGGGAAGCGAGGAUGGAGCGAGGGUGGAGUGAGACGGUGCCUACGCCUACGCUUGAUGCGACGUAUGCUGCUGCUGCGAGGCGGAGGGAUGAAGCUGAGAGGCAGAGGGAUGAAGCUGAGAGGCAGAGGGAUGAAGCUGUGAGCGAACUUGCUGCGCUUGAAGAGUCUCUUCGUGCGGUUCGUGGGCGGGAGUAG
This is a messenger RNA of Dothidotthia symphoricarpi CBS 119687, 1149 nucleotides long. RefSeq lists its product as uncharacterized. The record is from RefSeq and is a predicted model, not a curated record. The transcript has a single exon. The coding region runs from base 1 to 1149 and encodes 382 amino acids. NCBI's taxonomy places the organism in Eukaryota, Fungi, Ascomycota, Dothideomycetes, Pleosporales, Dothidotthiaceae.